This is a messenger RNA of Phaethon lepturus (White-tailed tropicbird), 2091 nucleotides long. RefSeq names its product KIAA1598 ortholog (gene SHTN1). The record is from RefSeq and is a predicted model, not a curated record. The transcript has 16 exons. NCBI's taxonomy places the organism in Eukaryota, Metazoa, Chordata, Aves, Phaethontiformes, Phaethontidae. The coding region runs from base 115 to 1815 and encodes 566 amino acids.
GAAUAUGAAGAGCUUAGAGCAGAAAAUAAGAAAACGAAAGAAGAGUGUGACAAAAUCAAGCAAGAACGAGAUGAAGCUGUCAAAAAACUGGAGGAGUUUCAGAAAAUUUCUCACAUGGUUAUUGAGGAAGUAAACUGCAUUCAGAACCAUCUUGAAAUUGAGAAGACGUGCCGUGAAAGUGCUGAGGCUUUGGCUUCUAAGCUGAACAAAGAAAAUAAGACAUUGAAAAGAAUUAGUAUGCUUUAUAUGGCAAAACUGGGCCCAGAAAUUAUCACUGAAGAGAUUAACAUUGAUGAAGACGAUUCAUCCACAGAUACAGAAGCUAACUCUGGAUCAUGCAAUUCUGUGCAUUGUCAGCAGCAAAUAAAAGAGCUGCGAGAUCAAAUCGUAUCUGUUCAUGAGGAAAAGAAGACCUUAGCCAUUGAACUGGAAAACCUGAGGUGCAAACUUGUAGAAGUAAUUGAAGAAGUGAAUAAAGUGAAAGAAGAAAAGGCUGUUUUGACAACAGAAGUUAAUAAGCAGCAAAAACUGUUGGAGAAAUGUAACAGAGUAUCUGUGCUGGCAGUAGAGGAAUAUGAAGAGCUUCAUGAAAACCUUGAACUGGAAAAGAACCUGCGGAGGAAAGCAGAGUCGUUUGCACAAGAGAUGUUUAUUGAACAAAAUAAGAUGAAAAGGCAAAGUCAAUUGCUUCUGCAAAAUUCUGCUCCUGAUCAACAGCUUUUGAAGGCUUUGGAUGACAAUGCUAAGCUAACCCAUACAUUAGAAGAAGAGAGGCUUCAACACCAACAAAAGAUCAAAGAAUUGGAAGAGCAGCUAGAGAAUCAAGCACUGCAUAAGGAGAUUAGUCGUCUUAAACAGCAACUAGAACUUUUGGAAGAAGAUAAAAAGGAACUAGAGCUUAAGUGUCAGAACGCAGAAGAAAAAGCUAGAGACCUAAAGCAUUCAGUUGAUGAACUUCAAAAACGAAUACAGCAGUCUGAAAAUCCUGCACCACCUCCUCCACCGCCACCUCCUCCUCCUCUUCCUCCUCCCCCUCCUCCUAACCCUAUACGGUCUCUCAUGUCAAUGAUUCGCAAGAGAUCCCACUCCAACACCAACGUGAGUAAGAAGGAGAAACCUCCUCAGCAGGAGUCAGGUGAAGAAGUUACGGAUCUGAAGAGACAAGCUGUUGAAGAAAUGAUGGACAGAAUUAAAAAGGGAGUUCAUCUGAGACCAGUCAACCAGUCAAGCAGGCCUAAAACAAAGCCAGAAACACCAAAGCCCUCUGAAAGUGCAAUGAAAGAAUUAAAAGGGAUUUUGGACACAUUGAACAAAUCCACUAGUUCCCGAAGCUUAAAGUCCCUUGAAACAGACAGCAGUGAAACAGAGCUGGAACGAGUUCUGCGCCGCCGCAAGGUGACCACUGACCAGGACAGCGGCAGUCCCACUGGAAUCUUGGCCACAUCAGAAUCAAAAUCUCUGCCUGUGCUGGGUUUGGGAGCCAGUGCCGCACAAGCAGCAUUGAACAAGAAAGAACUGGAGACGGAAUUCAGUUCCAAAGUACCCGACUCAGGUCCUGUCUCUAACCAGCUUAAGGGUGUCACAGGCUCCAAGCCUACGUUACAAUCAACUAGCCAUACAGAAUUUACAAGAAAGGCUUCUAGCAGUGAAAAAGAGACAGAAUCCAUUGUAGUUUUAGAUCCUGUUUCCACCAGUGGGAAUCAGACACCUGAAAACAUGCUGAAUCGGAACAAAAUGAAAGAAGAAGCAAGCAAGGCGCUGCAUAAAGAAACUAAUGUUGAGAAAAUAAGAGAAACAGACAGUUCUAACUGUUAAUUGUUAUUCUGAAAGGCUGUAACUUUUGCGAACCAUUAUCUGGACAUGUAAAUUGCUUAGGUGUGUUACUAGGGGCUACGGUCUGUACUCCAAACAGUUUUCAGUAAUAUCGAUUGAAAUGGUCUUUUGUAUGCAGUUUUGUUACAUGCAUUAAAGUGUUAAAUAACUAUGUAUCACUCAAAAUCCCUUUCUAUGGUUAAUAUUUUCUUAGAUAUUGUCAGUUACCUUUUCUUUAAAACUACAUUUGAAAAGGCUUUUUAAAUUAUUCUUUUGUUG